Molecule: messenger RNA, 1734 nt
Organism: Zeugodacus cucurbitae (melon fly)
Lineage: Eukaryota; Metazoa; Arthropoda; Insecta; Diptera; Tephritidae
Product: ATPase ASNA1 homolog
Exons: 6
Coding region: 132-1127 (331 amino acids)
Biological process (GO): post-translational protein targeting to endoplasmic reticulum membrane
Cellular component (GO): GET complex
Molecular function (GO): ATP hydrolysis activity; ATP binding
Source: RefSeq, a predicted model, not a curated record
AACAAAGAAAUCAAAUUGACAGCUGACAUUUGCCGACACAAACUCGUCAUUCUUGCGAAUUUUAUGUGAAUUCGACAUUAAAAAUUAAUUAAUUAUUUUCAUUGCGCCUUAAACAAAAUUAUAUUAAUAAAAUGAGUGAUGACUUUGAACCAAUGGAGCCAAGCUUGCGCAAUAUUGUCGAGCAAUCAUCAUUGAAGUGGAUAUUUGUAGGCGGCAAAGGUGGUGUUGGUAAAACAACAUGCAGCUGCAGUUUAGCGGUGCAAAUGUCCAAAGUGCGUGAAUCAGUGUUGAUCAUUUCCACAGAUCCAGCCCAUAACAUUUCUGACGCGUUCGAUCAGAAAUUCACAAAGGUGCCAACCAAGGUGAAUGGCUUCACAAAUUUAUAUGCAAUGGAAAUUGAUCCAAACGCAGGUCUUAACGAAUUACCGGAUGAAUAUUUCGAAGGCGAAAAUGAAGGUUUACACUUGAGCAAAGGUGUGCUACAUGAAGUCAUCAAUGCUCUGCCUGGUAUAGAUGAAGCAAUGAGCUAUGCGGAAGUGAUGAAACUUGUCAAAGCAAUGAACUUUUCAGUGGUCAUCUUUGAUACAGCGCCCACGGGGCAUACAUUGCGUCUGCUUUCCUUCCCGCAGGUCGUUGAGAAGGGUUUGGGCAAAAUGCUGCGAUUGAAAAUGAAAAUUGCUCCAUUUAUUUCACAAAUUGGUGGCAUACUAGGUAUGGGCGACUUUAACGCAGACUCGCUAACACAAAAGCUUGAUGAAAUGUUGAAAAUAAUAAGACAAGUAAAUGAGCAAUUUAGAAAUCCGGAUCAAGCUACAUUUGUUUGCGUUUGCAUUGCUGAAUUCCUUUCGUUGUAUGAAACUGAACGACUGGUGCAAGAGUUGACUAAAUGCGGCAUUGAUACACACAAUAUAAUAGUUAAUCAACUUUUAUUCAAGAAACAAAACCAGGAACCGUGUGGCAUGUGUGCCGCGAGAUAUAAGAUACAAGAAAAGUAUCUAGAUCAAAUUGCUGACCUGUAUGAAGAUUUCCACGUGACAAAAUUACCGCUGCUCGAAAAGGAAGUUCGGGGUGUGGAGAAUAUUAAGAAUUUUUCAGAAAACCUGCUUAAACCUUAUAGUCCUAAUUAAUAACUAAUUAUACAAAUAAUGUAUAUACUGGUACGGAAACAUUGGUGUAACAAUUUCAAAACUAGCGUCUUUAUUUCAUAUAAAAGCAAAUGAAAUAAAUCGUUUCGCAAUCACAACUGUAUUCCAAUUCAUAUACUUUAAUAAAAAACGAUGAAGAAUAUAUUUAAAUAAAUAUAGGCUUUCUUAAUAAAUUUGUUUUUUUAGUUUUUCUUCUUAUUAUUUAAAGAUAUCGUUACUAUUUGUUUUAAUAAAAUUAUACUAAAGGUACUCAUACCGAUUAUUCAUGGAAACCCGAUAAACUCACAACACAAGUGAGAGUGAAAAUAAAAAUGACGUCUAGCUGCGGCAAAAACUCUCCUUUAUAUAACAAGCAAUGACAUUUGUGUAAAUUCACCGGUGGUAGACGAACUUACGAAAUUAUCGCAUUUCAACCACGAAAUACUUUAAUAACUUGCAGCAGACAGUCAAUCAACUUUAAAUAAAUUAAUACGCAACCAGAAAAACAGCUGCACAAAACAAUGGCAAGCGAAGGAGCAAGUAACCAAAAUGCAGUUUGCACACUGUGUGACAAGAUCGGACUUAAGCCAUUCACCAAGCAAAACGUAUU